Molecule: messenger RNA, 2342 nt
Organism: Nymphaea colorata (pocket water lily)
Lineage: Eukaryota; Viridiplantae; Streptophyta; Magnoliopsida; Nymphaeales; Nymphaeaceae
Product: cycloartenol Synthase-like
Exons: 18
Coding region: 1-2283 (760 amino acids)
Biological process (GO): triterpenoid biosynthetic process
Cellular component (GO): lipid droplet
Molecular function (GO): intramolecular transferase activity
Source: RefSeq, a predicted model, not a curated record
AUGUGGAGGCUAAAGGUGGCGGAGGGAGGCGGAGAUCCAUGGCUGAGGACGACCAACGAUCACGUGGGGAGGGACGUGUGGGAGUUCGAUCCCGAUUUCGGGUCGGAGGAAGAUCGGAAGGCCGUCGAGGAGGCACGGGAGAAUUUCACGAAGCAUCGGUUUGAGAAGAAGCACAGCUCCGAUCUCAUCAUGAGAAUGCAGUUUGCAAAAGAAAAUCCCUGCGACUUGUCCAUGCUGCCGUCGGUGAGCGUAUCGGAGGGUGAAGAUCCUUCAGUGGAGGCUGUGACAGUGACUUUGCAAAGGGCUCUUAAAUUCUACUCAACUAUACAGGCACAUGAUGGGCAUUGGCCUGCUGAUCUUGGCGGCAACCUGUUUUUUAUCCCAGCACUGGUGAUCGUUUUAUACGUUAUUGGAGCACUGCACAGCGUUUUAUCUUCAAUGCAUGUGGAAGAAAUGCGUCGGUACAUGUACAACCAUCAGAAUGAAGAUGGAGGUUGGGGCCUUCAUAUUGAAGGACACAGCACCAUGUUUUGUACAGCACUAAACUAUGUCGCAUUACGAUUAUUUGGUGAAAAGCUUGAAGGAAAGGAAUCAGGUCGAUUGGAGAAAGCACGAAAGUGGAUCCUCGAUAGGGGUGGUGUCACUGCAAUACCAUCAUGGGGGAAGAUGUGGCUUACGGUAUUGGGUGUAAUUGAUUGGUCCGGCAACAAUCCCAUUCCUCCAGAGAUAUGGCUUCUUCCUUACUUCAUCCCUAUGCAUCCAGGAAGGAUGUGGUGUCACUGUCGCCUGGUUUACUUACCUAUGUCCUAUUUGUAUGGGAAGAGGUUUGUAGGCCGUAUAACGACAACAGUCUUAGAAUUACAAAUGGAGCUUCUUCCUUUACCUUAUGAACAAGUUGAUUGGAAUGGAGUGCGGAAUUUCUGUGCCAAGGAGGAUCUCAACCAUGCACAUCCAUUCAUCCAAGAUGUCCUUUGGGCAACUCUUCAAAAGAUCGUUGAACCAAUCUUGACGCAUUGGCCUAUGUCCAUUUUGAGGGAGAAAGCUCUGAAUACAGUAAUGCGACAUAUACACUAUGAGGAUGAAAAUACUCAAUACAUCUGCAUUACUGCAGUGCACAAGGUACUAAAUAUGCUUUGUUGCUGGGUCGAAGAUCCAAAUUCAGAAGCAUUUAAAUUGCACCUUUCUAGAAUACCAGAUUAUCCUUGGGUUGCAGAGGACGGCAUGAAACUAAAGGGUCUCAAUGGCAGUCAAUUGUGGGAUACUGCUUUUGCUGUUCAAUCAAUAAUAGCAACUAAUCUUGUUGAUGAUUGUCAACUAAUGCUCAAGAAAGCACAUGAUUUCAUAAAGAAUUCACAGGUUGAAGAUAAUUGCCCUGGUGACCUUAGUUUUUGGUAUCGCCAUAUAUCAAAAGGUGGAUGGACUUUUUCAACAGCAGAUUGCAGAUGGCAAGUCUCAGAUUGCACAGCUGAAGCAUUGAAGGCUGCUCUUCUGCUUGCUAAACUGCCAUCAACAAUGGUUGGAAAUCCUUUGGCUGUAGACAAAUUGAAUGAUGCUGUGAAUUUGCUCAUAUCUCUACAGAAUGAUGGUGGUGGUUUUGGAACAUAUGAGCCAAAAAGGUCAUAUGCAUGGCUUGAGUUACUCAACUCAUUUGAAGCAAUUGAAAAUGUAGUUCUUGACUAUCCAUAUGUAGAAUGCACUUCAUCUGCCAUUCAAGCUUUAACAGCUUUUAAAAAAGCAUACCCUGGGCUUCAAAAGGAAGUUAUCAAUGAUAGUAUUUCAAAAGCUGCUAAUUUCAUCAAAAAGGAACAGUUAGCUGAUGGAUCAUGGUAUGGCAACUGGGGCGUAUGCUUCACCUAUGGCACAUGGUUUGGGAUUGAGGGGCUGGUGGCUGCAGGCAUGACCUACAAAGACUGCUCUGCAAUUCGCAAAGCAUGUAAAUUUCUGUUAUCAAAACAACUACCAUCGGGAGGUUGGGGUGAAAGCUACCUUUCAUGUACUGACCAGAUAUACACAAAUUUGGAGGGGAGCCACUCACAUUUGGUAAAUACAUCUUGGGCUAUGCUUGCUCUGAUUAAAGCUGGACAGGUUGAGAGAGAUCCAGAGCCAUUGCAUCGUGCAGCAAAAGUAUUAAUUAAUGGUCAAAUGGAUAAUGGUGAUUUCCCACAACAGGAAAUUAUGGGUGUAGGCGUCAAACAUUCCAUGAUCAUGUACUCUGCAUACAGGAAUAUAUUCCCAAUUUGGGCCCUGGGAGAGUAUCGCACACAUGUGCUCUUUUCUUCUUAAUGGAAUCAUAAGUACAACUUUCAGUCAAGUGUUCCUUUGUUUUUGGCUCCAUGCCUCUG